This is a messenger RNA of Gadus morhua (Atlantic cod), 4871 nucleotides long. Its product is annotated as proline-, glutamic acid- and leucine-rich protein 1. Lineage: Eukaryota; Metazoa; Chordata; Actinopteri; Gadiformes; Gadidae. The coding region runs from base 635 to 2590 and encodes 651 amino acids. The transcript is spliced from 5 exons. The record is from RefSeq and is a predicted model, not a curated record.
AGGUUUAUUUUGAAACGUAGAUUCAUUUGCCACCGGAAGUGGUGUCUCCGCCGCCUGUGGUUGACGCUGCCGUUAAUGGCGGUGGGGGAGGCGGAGGGUCCUGGCAAGGGGAGCCGAGCGGCUGGAGAACCAGGGCCGUGAAGAGCCCAGCACCGACCACCACACUGGGAAGAGGAGCGUAGAGCGGCGCGUCGAGACCUCGGUAGAGCGGAACAGCGACAGACGCGGAGAAGUACUAACAGUGAUGUGCUGGUCUCCCAAGCCCUCCAGAUGUGCGACCAUGUCCUUCCAGUAACAACAACAGCCUCCUUUCAGGCGUCACUUUCCCACAAGAUGUCCUCACUGAGAGAUCAUCAGAGUUCCCUAAGGGACACCACGACUCAAAGUGUGACUACUAAAAUAACACCAACAAUCAUCUGCUAGUUCAUUAAAAUGAUAGAUGGCUUGAUUUACCCCACCACUAGCUAUUGAAAUACCCCCUAUUUAAACACAUUUGUACUUAAAAAAAAUGUAGUUGUAAACCCCCCUUCAUAGAGGCCGAUUAUUCUGUAGCUAGCUAGCAGAUAAUUGGCGGUUAACGGCUAACGGCAAGGAGCUAGCGGUGGCGCGCGGCUAGUGUGUAGCUAAGCAGAGAAUGGAGUACCACGCUAGUGGCAGCCUGCCUCUGCUGGCGAGACCUCGCUUCUGCCCCGGGGCUAACGCUAACGGCGCUAAUGGUAACGGAGCUAUCGUUAACGGGGCGGGCACUAGCGGUGGCUACCUCUGCGAGACCGGACACUGCUGUGGAGAGUCGGGCUGCUGUACCUACUACUACGAACUCUGGUGGUUCUGGCUCCUGUGGUCGGCUCUCAUCCUGUUCAGCUGUUGUUGUGCGUACCGCCACCGGCGGGCCAAGCUGCGCGUCCAGCAGCAGCAGAGGCAGACCGACAUCAGCCUGCUGGCCUACCAUGGGGCUACCGCGUACCCGGCCUCCAUGUUGGAUCUGAGUUUCCUGGCGUCUCUGAAGCUACCCAGCUACGAGGAGAUCGCGGCCCAGCCGUCCACCCCCCCUCCCCCCUACAGCUCGGUGUUCACCUCCCCCCGCUACCCCCAGCCCCCCACCGCCCCGGACCCCCACCUCCUCACACACCACCAGCGCCCCCAGCUGGCCCACUGCAGCGACAUGCUGUCCUCCCUCAGCUCCGACAACAGCUCCAGCUGCUCCUGUGACUCCUGCUGCCCGUCGUCUCCAUGUAGCUCCUCCCUCUCGGUGAACGUCACCUACGAGACGGACACAAGCCACGCCUCCACGCCCUGCGGCGUGCCCCCCCUCCCCCUGCACGUCACCGCGGAGACCGUUGCCUCGGAGGUGGCCCUAGAGGCAGUGCGCCGGGCCCAGUCCAUGGUGGUGGUCGUGGAGACGGUCGCCGUGGCUACCGCUGACCCCGGCGACAACAACGAAGGAGGCGUGUCAGGGAGCGUCGCGGACGAGGUGACGGUCACCGGGGAGACCGCGGCGUCGGUAACCACGGCGACGGGAAUUGUGUCGUCGGUAGCGCCGCACACUCCCGGAGAAGACGACGCUCGCACCGCGUCUCCCAUAAUGCCUCAGUCUGACCUGGCCGCCUGCGUCUCCAAAGCCAUCGUAAUCCUGACCGGUCAGAACCCCGGGAGGGAGCGAGCCUGUCCAGGAGAAACGGUCGCUGCAGAGGGACUUCCUGCCCCAAGCCCUGACCUCGUCGCUCCACUAAACCCUAGCCCUGACCCUAACCACGCCCCUACUAUAAGCCACACCCCCAACCUUAACCACACCCCUACAGAUAAGGCCCAAGCUGACCCUAACCCCACACCUAUUCUAAGACCCACCUCUGACCCUAGCCCCGCCCCUAACUUAAGCCCCGCCCCUGGAAGGGGUGAAGGCCCACCGUCCAUCCAGACCUGCAUCCCAACCUCUGGAGCCGAACAGCACAGGCCGGCCUCCCCCCCCUCUCCCCCCUCCUCCCCCCCUCCCCCAGUGCUGCUCCUGGCCCCCACGCUGGACUCCCUGCUGGCUCCGCCGGUGAGCCGGUCAGCCAAGACCUCCCUCUCUCCCUCCCCCCGGCCCACCCACUCCGCCACCAAGCAGACCCUCUUCUCCCCCUGCGUGGACGUCUACGAGGCCGGACCCCCCAGCUGGGGGCGGGCGCCGGGGGGGGAUCAGGAGGAGGAGGAGGAGGAGCAGGAGGAGGAGGAGGGGCGGGACGAAGACGACGUGGGCGCUGACGAGAGUCAGUACCGCCACCGCCGGCUGACGGGAGACUCGGGGAUCGAGGUGUGCCGCUGUCGCAUGGAGGAGGAGGAGGAGGAGGAAGAGGAGGAGGAUGACGACAACGACGACGAAGAGGAGGAGAAGGAGAGUGGAGGAGGAGGAGGAGGGAAGGAGUCUCUGAGGAGUGGAGGGGAGGGCGGGAGACAAGGAAGUGAUGUCACCGUCGUGCUCCACGACAGCGCCGACUGUCCAGCGCGGGCUCUGGUGCCGACCCCGCCGUGUAGCUCCUCCCCCAACGCCACGCCCACGUCCGCCCCCCUCAAAGACCCCGGCGAGGUCAUUAUCGUCGUGGAGACAGUGUGAUGGACCGUUUACAUACGUUUACAUAAAGCAGGAAGUGGGACAUUGUUUUAUACAUCACAGCUCUUGCUGCCCGUCAAUGCAUAAACUGUGGUCGUCGUGGUGACAUGGAUGCUACGGCAUCAUGGGUGUUCUGAUAACGUCACCACGCCACUGUUAGCACUCGCACAUCGGGGACAUGAGGUGUGUGUGAGUGCGUGCGUGUGUGCGUGCGUGUGUGUGUGUGUGUGUGUGUGUGUAAGUAGAGCAGAACAGUAGAAAUGAUUCAGGCUCAAAGACACAAGACGGAACAGACACUUCAUUCUAUUGCUCUCUCUCUCUUCCUCUCUCUCUCUUCCUCUCUCUGCCUCUCUGUCACUCACCCUAUCCCACUGACAGCACCAGGCAUAUUGUCCGAGCAAUAGCCCUCAGACAGCACUACACACACACACACACUUAGUCACAUGUUAUUUCCUACAGUGUAGCAGCAUAGAUGUGAUGAGUGUCGGCAACAUGAAUAUAUAUAUAUAUAUAUCCAUGAGAGACCGUCCCCGUUUCUACAUUUUGUUAGUCCUGGUCGUGUUUUACACAGCAAUAUCUUUUCUAUAGCUAGCCUGGCUGUUUCAGCACCGGUCGCCGUGGGAGACGUGUUGAAGCGGGACGUUAUGACCCUCAAUGGGCUUUGGGAGCGGACAUCACUUUGCUGGGGGCUGUGGCCCUCCCCCAUCCCCUGCCCCCCCCCCCCCCCCCCCCCCCCCCUGGUAGUACAGGGCAACGGUGGCGAAAUGAGAUGCCGAGGGACGGGAGGUGUGUGUUCUCCCCUCCUGGUUGCCGUGACAACAUGCACAGAUGGCCUGGGGAGGAAUAGAAGGAGAACGUGGGUUCUUAGAGCCUCCCUCAUUCCUCUGACCUAAAGGGACUCUAGUAGAGGACUCUACAGGACUCUAGUAGAGGACUCUAGUAGAGGACUCUACAGGACUCUAGUAGAGGACUCUACAGGACAAUAGUAGAGGACUCUAGUAGAGGACUUUAGUAGAGGACUCUACAGGUCCUCCUUACCGGACCCUACAUAACUCCAGUACAGGACCCUAGCACAGGACUACAGUACAGUACAGGACUCUACAUGACUCCAGUACAGUAACAGGAUUCUAGCACAGGACUCUACAUAACUCAAGUACAGGACUCCAGUACAGGACUCUCUAGCACAGGACUACAGUUGGACAGGACUCUACAUGACUCCAGUACAGGACUCCAGCACAUGACUCCAGCACAGGACUACAUUAGGACAGGACUCUACAGGAUCUGGUGCAGGACCCUAGAACGAUGGGACGUAACAACAUGUUGUUGUUAUUGAUGUUGUGAUUUGAUGCUGAUUUUGUUUACUGGGAUCUAAUAAGGUUAUAUAUCUCCAUGGUUACAGAGUGCCAUUUCUACUUGACAACUGUUACUAAGCGAUAGGCAAAGCUGUUAUUUUUAUGCGUGCGUACGUGUGCAUGUAUGUAUGUGUGUGUGUGUGUGUGUGAGAGUGUGAUUUCUCCCUCUGGUUGAUUUGUGAGUAGCCGGGUAAGGGUACUUUGUUCAUCGGCUGUGUUCAAACCGCAUUCUUGGAGAGUCAUCUGGGAUUUGAUCUUAGGGCGGAAAACCUGAAUGAAAUGCAAAAUGAGUUACGAUUUGACGGGAUAAAAUAAAGCCUUCAAUCCACUGAUGAGGGGAAAUGAUAGUGUAGGUUCAUGGUGCUGGACCCCCAGCUGAACAGGUGCCACAGACCACCUGGAGGCCUCCUAGUGUAGGGUUAAGCCUAAGUUAUGGUGGGACAUCGACCCAUCGCAAGGGGGUUUACCGACCCAUAAUGUCCUUGCAGACCACCACGAGGCCUCCUUGAUGCCCCUUCUGCACCUUAAAGUCAGGUCCCUAAAUUCCCUGUGACUCACUUUGGCCGGUGACAUAAAGAUUGAACAUUGACGAAACAGUCGUGGUAAAGGAAGCUCAGCAGGUCAAACCAUGUAUAUGACUGCCCUGGUCUGAGACUUAUCUGGGGGAUGUGGUUGUGCUUAGUUAACUCGAGUUAACCCCGCGUUCACCCCGGUCUACUGACGUUAGUGUGAUGCUACUGCUGAUGAACCCGCGGCCCGUAUGGCGAGGAGGGACACACGCUUCUUUCAUUUCUCCUUUCAAAUGUUAUUUUAUCGAUUCAGUCUUAAUGUCCCUGUGUGUGUGUGCGUGUGUGUUUGCGUGCGUGCAACCUAUCUAAACCAGUCUGUUCUAAUCGUGUGUGAUUAUAUACUGAAUAAAAGUAUCAAACAUA